AAAGAAAAGAAAAGGAAAAACAACAUGUCACGAAACAAAAUUUAUUUCUAUAUAAUAUAUCAACAUAUACAUAUACUAUACGAAUAAUAUUGGGUGACUGUUGCUUUCUAUCUGUUGUCAUUAUCACCACGUUUUUACUUAUUCACUUUUUUUUUUGUUUGUUAUAUUUAUUAUAGUUUGACCAACCUUCCCUACUCGUCGUCCUUCUCUCCUACUUUUUUUUUGUUUUCUUUUACCUUCCUUCUUCCUUACUUUUUAUAUAUAUAUACAUAAAAAAAUGUCAGCUCAACAACAAACCAACUUGACAUCUCACAAGUUUGUCGAUCCUACUCCUCUUCCCGAAAAUAUCCCCAAGGUAGAUGAAGUAGGUGCCACUUCUGCUCCAUUGAAGAGUGCCUCUUUCUUUAUUGGUGCAUACUGUAAGGAUUACAAUGAAGACUUUAUGCUUUGCAAGAAUGAAAACAAUGAUCCUAAGCAUUGUCUCAAGGAAGGUCGCAAGGUCACUCGCUGUGCUAUUGAUUUAAUCACCAAACUUCGGGAAAACUGUGGAAAGGAAUUUGAUGCUCACUGGCAAUGUUUAGAAAAUAAAAAUCAAGAAUUGUUCAACUGUCGUCAACCUGAAAAGGCUCUCAAUUCCUGUGUUUUUGAAAAAUUGGGCUUGAAAAAGACUAUUCCUGGUGCUCCUGAAGGUCAACAAGUGCAUGAAAAAUCAAACCCUAUCUUCAAACCUCAAAUGAACUAGAUUUCUCCCUUCUUCCUUUUUACACAUACACACAUCUUUGUUGAUUAUAUACAUUUUCUUUUUCUUUUCUUUUCUUAGUAUUAUUCCUCUUUUAUUUACAGAAAUACAGACCUUACAAUAAAUGAAAAAAAUAUC
Messenger RNA from Halteromyces radiatus, 877 nucleotides. RefSeq lists its product as uncharacterized. The record is from RefSeq and is a predicted model, not a curated record. Lineage: Eukaryota; Fungi; Mucoromycota; Mucoromycetes; Mucorales; Cunninghamellaceae. Bases 278 to 742 code for a protein of 154 amino acids. Gene Ontology annotation, biological process: mitochondrial electron transport, NADH to ubiquinone. The transcript is spliced from 3 exons.